Neltuma alba is the source of this 3510-nucleotide messenger RNA. Its product is annotated as probable disease resistance protein At4g27220. The transcript has 3 exons. Gene Ontology annotation, molecular function: ADP binding. NCBI's taxonomy places the organism in Eukaryota, Viridiplantae, Streptophyta, Magnoliopsida, Fabales, Fabaceae. The record is from RefSeq and is a predicted model, not a curated record. The coding region runs from base 1 to 3510 and encodes 1169 amino acids.
AUGGCGACAAUAGGAGAGGGCGUGGCCACCCAUGUCGCGGAAUCAUCGGUAGAUAAAGCAAUGAAGGAACUCAAAUACUUGUGUCGUUACAAGACCUAUGUCGAUGACUUCGAAGAGGAGAAGAAAAGUUUGAGUGCAAGAAGAAACACGGUGCUCAAGAAUAUUGAAGAAGCCAACCACAGAAAUGAAAAUCAGUACAAGCGAGGGAAGGAGCUGGAAGGGAAGACACAAACGAUUAAACAGCUACUGUUGAAACAGAGUGACUUCUCUCGUGUUGCUCGUUCAACUGGGCUUCCAGGCAUCGAGUUCUAUUCUUCUCCAAAUUUUAUGACUUUCGAGGAUAGAAAGUUGAUCUCUGAGGAGCUGAAGGAGAAGUUGAAGGAGGCAUUGAAAGAUGACAAUAGGUUUACGAUUGGAUUGUAUGGGCUAGGCGGAACAGGGAAAACCACAAUGGCAAUAGAAGUAGGUAAAGAUGUUGAGAAAUCAAAGUUGUUUGAUAAAGUCAUCUUCAGUGUUGUUUCAAAGGAUGCAAACUUGAAAAAUAUUCGGGACAACAUUGCAAAACACUUUGAUCCGUCUUUAACUGAAGGAAUGGAUGAAUUAGAACAAGCACAAAAAUUAUGGAAAACAAUAGCAGAAGGUGGAAAAAAGGUACUUAUAAUAUUAGAUGACAUGUGGGAAAAGCUUACACUGCGAGAUAUAGGGAUUCCUCUUGGCCGCCAUGGCAAGGGUUGUUGUGCUGUUUUGCUGACCACACGUGAUCGAAGAGUUUGUAUAGAUAUGGACUGCAAUGCGCCUAGUCAACUUGAGGUCCUGAAAGAAAAGGACGCGGUUGAUCUUUUCCUAUCUUAUGCUGGCAUGAGAAUAGAUGGUACUUCCACUGAUUUUAAGGAUGUGGCUAGAGAUAUUGUGAAGGAGUGUGGAAGUUUACCAAUUGUAAUUGUAGCAGUGGCAAGUGCACUAAAGUCUAGGCCUUUACCAGAAUGGCGGGAUAGUUUGAAAAGAUUGCAGAAUCAUGAGGGAAUUCACGAUGUUAAAGAAGAGUUAAAACAGGCUUAUAACUCUCUGAGAUUAAGCUAUGAUUAUCUCAAGAAUGAAAAGGCCAAACAACUCUUUCUUCUCUGCUCUCUCUUCCCUGAAGAUUAUGAAAUACCUAUAGAAUUUUUAACUAGAAUUGCUAUAGGUCUUGGGCUUUGUGAAGAAGCAGACAAAUACUCUGUUGCAAGAAGUUUUUUCACUCCAAUUAAAAAUGUGCUCAUAGAUUCUUGUUUAUUAUUAAAGGUUGAGAAUGAGUGUGUCAAAAUGCACGACUUGGUUCGGGAGGUAGCUUUAUGGAUUGGAAACAAACAGGUUCAAGUGGGCUUUAAUUCUAACUCAGCUUUAAUGGAAAACAUCCAAUAUUCAUCUUGGAACAUAGUUGACUUUCCGAGUCAUUUUGAUGGCAAAAAACUUGAGGUUCUUUUACUUUGGAUAAAUGAUGCAAAUUCUCCUAGGGUCAAAGUUCCCGAUGCUCCCUUUGAAGGGAUGGAGAACCUUAAGAUUUUGGCUUUAAUGAGUUCGUCAGAUUUGGAAACUUCAGCUGCUUCCUUAUUUCAAUCACCUUUGUCAUUGACAAAUGUUCGAACUUUAGCUCUAAAGAAUUUUAAGUCAUUAGGAGAUAUAUCUAUUUUGGUAAAUCUAAAAAACCUUGAGAGCCUUGAAUUGAACAAAUGUUCAAUUACUGAAUUGCCAAAUAAAAUUAAAGAACUCGAAAGAUUGAGAUUGUUGGAGAUGGUAGACUGUUCUAUUACUGAAAGAAGUAAUCCUUUUGAAGUGAUUGGAAAUUGCUCACAGUUAGAGGAGUUGUAUUAUGUGUCAAAUCAUGUGGCCGGCUAUUGCGGGCAAAUCACCACACUUCCUACAUUGCAAAAGUAUCAUAUAAGGGGUUGGCAUGGUUUUGAUUUUUAUAAAGUGGAUUUUUCAGUAUCUAGAUAUUUUGAUUCACAGGACUUAAGAGUAGACUUCUCCAAGGAAAUAUUUAAACUCUUGGUGGCGGGAGCAGAAACUUUGAUGUUAGGAGAAGAUUACUACAACAGAGGAUGGACAAAUAUUGUUCCUGACAUAUUAUCUGUGGAAGAUGACAACAUGAAAGAUCAAUUAGCUAGGCUCUCUUUGCAUUCUAUGAAUGAGAUAAAGUGCCUAAUCCAUACCGAGAAUCUCCGACCUUGUGUGGCUAUCUUUUCCAAAUUGGUUGAACUGAAGCUUAAUUUUGUGGAUGUGAGAGAACUAUGCCAUGGGCCUUAUCCUGUUGACUUUUUGAAGCAACUAAAGGAGCUGCAUUUAUCUAGAUGUGAAAAAUUGGAAGGCGCAUUAUUUGAUGGCAAGUUAGAGCUGUGUAAUCUUAAGUCCAUAUAUUUAGAUGGAUGUUCAAUGACAUGCCUUUUUCAUGCAUCAACAGCACAGAGUCUAAAGCAGUUGGAAACAUUAGAUAUUAUACGAUGUUUGAAGUUGAAAUACAUAGUAGCAGAGACUAUGGAUGAUCAGGAUCCUAAUCAAAAGAGUCAUGACUCAAUGUUGCCAAAAUUGAAAUAUCUCAUGAUCCACUACUGUGCUGAAUUAGAAUUUAUAUUGCCAAUAUGUUUUUGCGAAGACCUUCCACUACUAGAAAGUAUGUGGAUUGAAGGUUGUGAGAAACUAAAAUACGUAUUUGGGCAAUAUCCAGACCACAUAGAUUUGCACCAAAUGGGGAAAGAAGCCAUCCUCCAGUUGCUAGAAGACUUGAGAAUUGAUGAGGUACCGAAUUUCAUCAACAUAUAUGCAAAAUGUUAUCUCCCACGGCCUUGUUCUGAUGAAGUUCAAAAGUCAUCUCCAAGUGCAAAAGUAGACAGCAGUAGCAGUCUACCAAGGGGUCAUCUAUGUUGUUUUUGGGCAAAAUCAAAAGCCUCAACUAUACAUCACACUUCUGCUCCCAUGGACACUCAAUCGAACCAUAAUCAGGGAUUAAAGGUGAAAUAUGUUGUCAACAGAGCUCAUGGUUUUUUCACGCCACCAUUAUACCCAUAUAGAAGUUUGAGAGGGAUAAGGAUAAGUGGAUUUUCUGAGUUAAAGUCACUCUUUACGCCAUCCAUUGUCUCAUCAUUGAAAUUGCUGGAAUGGUUGGCAGUUGGAUAUUGCGAUGCACUAGAGCACAUAGUAACAGAUGAGGGGCAUGGUCAUGAUCGUGGGAAUGUUAACUCUAUUUUCCCAAACUUAUGGGAGGUUUAUGUCUAUGGCUGUAGCCGCUUGGAAUACAUAUUCCCAGCUUUUUAUUCAAAAGACUUCAAGCAUUUAGAAUCUGUGGAGAUCACCAAGGCUGGAAUGUUGACACAUGUCUUUGGAGAAUGCCGUGCUGAUGAGAAUCUCAAUGUUCAGGUUGAUAUUAAUCUCCCAGCUCUGAAAAGGCUAGACCUUGAUGAUUUACCAAAUAUGGUUGGCAUUUGUGCUAAAAACUAUGAUGUGAAGGAACUAUAUCUAGAGACAUUAGUUGAAUAA